Molecule: messenger RNA, 684 nt
Organism: Phycomyces blakesleeanus NRRL 1555(-)
Lineage: Eukaryota; Fungi; Mucoromycota; Mucoromycetes; Mucorales; Phycomycetaceae
Exons: 6
Source: RefSeq, a predicted model, not a curated record
CUUGACGAGAAAUAUAUCUUUAUAUAUAUAUUAUAACACGCCUUUUAAACUUUGGAUAAACGAACAAUACGAACGAAAUAAGGCGCACAUACACAUACACACACAUAUACACAGAGCUUAAAUGACCGACCCAGCAUCAGAGUACUCUUUACCUGGUGUACUACACUUCCUACAGGCUGAAUGGAGACGAUUCGAACGUGAGAGGAAUGAAUGGGCCAUUGAACGAGCAGAAUUCAAGGCUCGCAUUGCACUAUUGGAAGGUGAACGAAGAGGUGUAGAGAAUCUGCGAAUGGAUCUGAUGAAACGAGUAAAGAUGUUGGAAUAUGCAUUAAGACAAGAAAGAAAGAGACAUCUCGGGACAACCAAAUCAUCCACGAUAAACUCAUCUUCUCCAGCAAUUAGCCACGCAACUACAACUACAACUACAACUACAGCAGCUACUGAUCCUACAAUUGGCUUGAGUUCUGAAGCUAAAUCCCACUCUGAUACCAAGUUGCGAGAAAAGAGUCAGGAUGUUCUCAAAUCAUGUUUACAAGAAAUCAAUUACUUGCUAUCUAUGCCAACCAAAUUCUCUCUUUCUCACUCUACUACAACCUCAUCUUCUUCCUUAUCCGAGACACCAUCCCGGACAAGUUCCGUCCGGCGCGUAACAAAACCAACUUCUUCGCCUACUUUGCAUGCUAC